Messenger RNA from Paramecium primaurelia, 1297 nucleotides. Lineage: Eukaryota; Ciliophora; Oligohymenophorea; Peniculida; Parameciidae. The record is from the annotation of a GenBank genome assembly.
AUGAUUUAAUUGCAACUGAAAAGAUUAAUCAAAUCUUCAAGGAGUCAAGUAUCAAUAUAUCAAAUGUUAAGGAAUAGAAAAAUGAUAUUUAGCAAGAUGAUAAUCCAAUUUCAAAUCAUCUAUAGAUGAAGUAACUUAACUUAUAAUUACAACAUUUUAAAUUAUAUUAGGAUAUCUUGAAUGAAGCCUUAAAUAAGUAUAAUUUAAUCAUGCAAACAAUAAGUAGUUUGUCUAAUGAAUUCAAAGAUAUAUAAUUAUAGCAAGUACAACUCUAUUCGUAUUAAUAAGUUUAAACAAUAUGUAUCGAAUUUUGAGAAAGAUUUAUCUCUAAUGUAAAAAUUCACUUAGUUUGAUUAAAUUGAAGCUGAGUUGAAAUUGUAUAAGCAAUAAAAGGAAUUGCUAUAAAAUCAACUCACAGAAAGUGAAAAGAAUAAUUUAGGGAAUCAAUAAGUUAUUAAUGACUUUAAGAAAAAUGAUGCAGAAUAAAAAAAGUUAAUAUAAGAUUUAAAGAAAUAAAAUGAAGGUUAUUCAAUUAAAGUAAAAGAACUAGAAUAAUAAAGUAAAAUUUAAUUGUAUUCAAACUCUUAUAGAAACUUAAUGUGAAGUUAUUGUUAAGGAGAAGUAAGCAGAAUUGUAGAUUUGCUAACAAUAAAAUCAGAAGAAUAAUGAAAUGCUUAAAUAAUUAUAACAAACUUUGGUAUAAGUAAAGGCUUUAUUUGAAGUAGGAUUAGUAAUUCUCUUAAUCACUUACAUUCUCAACUACUUAUAAACAUAUUUAAGGUUCAGUAACUUAAAAUGGAAAAGUUAUUGAGAAUAGCUCUGGUGGUUAUUAUUGCUGUAUGUGUGAUUAAAUGAUCCCUAAGAAUGGUGUGAUCUAAUUUGCUAUCAAAAUUAUUGAAAUUGCUGACAUUAUGAUAGGAAUUGGUUUUAGGGAUAUUGUUUAGAGUAAGAGUUACAAUGAUUGUUAUAAUAUCGGAAGAGGGUAUAUUUAUGAUGUUAAUAGAAUCAAAAUAGAACAUAUAAUAUUUAAUUCAAUGGUUAUUGUUGGAAUCAUGAUUAAUCAGAUAAAAAUGGUAAAUAAAUAGCAUUUCCAUUUUCAACAAAUGAUAUUAUAAUCGUUGAAGUGGAUAUUCAAAAGAAGUACGUGAAAUGGACAAAAUCAUCCACAAAUCAAUCAUUUGUAUCAAUUUUUAUUUAUUAAUAGACUUUGAAUAUUGAUACAUCUAAAGAUUUGUAUCCAUGUGUACAUCUCUGGGGUAGAUGUAAAGUAGAAAUAUUAAAUAAAGUUUUCAAAUGA